GUCGGGCCAAUAAAUCCAUCCAUUUUGCUCACUUUUAUCCUGCCUGAUCCUGGCCCAAUACCGUGAUUUGUUGAAUGUUAAGUUGUUGGGCUAGCCGGAUUCGAAGCCUGCUUCUAAACGCCACAACAACGACAACACAGCCAACUCCUUGUUCCGCCUCCGCUCCGCCGCUUUAUUCCUCGCCGGAGUGGAGGGGGCGGUCGAACUGUCGAAGCGAACAAAAACCCCAGACCACACCGCGAGAAGAGAGCGCAGCCACCUCGCCUCCGCUCCUCAGCCAUGGCAGCCGCCGGCGUCGUCGCUGAGCCCAAGACCAAGUACGAUCGCCAGCUCAGGAUAUGGGGUGAUCAAGGACAAGCGGCACUGGAGAAGGCUAGCAUAUGCUUGCUUAAUUGUGGUCCUACUGGAACUGAAGCACUGAAGAAUCUCGUGCUUGGAGGAAUAGGAAGUGUCACAGUUGUCGAUGGAUCCAAAGUUGAAGCAUCUGAUCUGGGGAAUAACUUUUUAUUGGAUGAAGGAUGUUUGGGGCAGCCAAGAGCUAAAUCCAUAUGCUCUUUCCUACAAGAGCUGAAUGAUGCUGUUAAAGCCAAGUUUGUUGAGGAGACUCCAGCAACUUUGAUAGACACUAAUCCUUCAUUCUUUUCCCAGUUCACUAUUGUUAUUGCUACUCAGCUUCUGGAAAGUUCUUUACUGAAGCUAGAUGAUAUCUGCAGAAAAGCAGAUAUCGUGUUGGUUGCUGCACGUUCUUAUGGUCUAACUGGUCUGGUCAGGGUCAGUGUCAAGGAACACUGUGUGAUAGAAUCAAAACCAGACCACUUCUUGGAUGAUUUGCGCCUUCACAAUCCAUGGGCUGAACUCAAGCAGUUUGCAAAAUCAAUUGACAUAAGUGAUAAAGAUCCUGUUGUGCACAAGCAUACGCCAUACAUUGUUAUCCUUGUGAGACUUGCAGAAAAAUGGGCAGAUUCACAUGAUGGUAAUUUACCUUCAACUCGGCAAGAGAAAAGGGAGUUUAAGGACCUGAUUCGGGCCCAUAUGCUUAAUGUAGAUGAAGAAAAUUACAAAGAAGCUGUUGAGUCUUCAUAUAAAGUAUCAGUUACUCCAGGAAUCAGUAAUGAGAUCCGUCAGAUAAUUGAUGAUAACUCCGCAGAAGUCAAUUCAUCUUCAUCAGAUUUCUGGAUUUUAGUGGCUGCUUUGAAGGAAUUUGUUACAAAUGAGGGCAAUGGCGAGCUGCCUCUUGAGGGAACAAUUCCUGACAUGACUUCACUUACUGAGUAUUAUGUAAGCCUACAAAAGAUUUACCAAGCUAAGGCUGAAGCUGACUGUGUUGCCAUGGAGCAUCACGUAAAGGAUAUCUUGAAGCGGAUUGGUAGACAUCCGGAUUCUAUUUCAAGGGCCUAUAUCAAAACAUUUUGUAAAAAUGCUAGAAAACUCAGGGUUUGUAGAUAUCGUAGCAUUGAGGAGGAGUUUAGCUCUCCCAUUGUCUCUGAGGUUCAAAGGUAUUUCACCGAUGAAGAUUACAGUUAUGCAAUGAACUUCUACAUUCUACUACGCGCCGUUGAUCGAUUGUCUGCCAACUAUAAUAGAUUGCCUGGAAUUUUUGACAGUGAGAUUGAUGAGGAUAUCCCUAGGCUGAAGACUGUUGCUGCUUCAGUGCUAAGUGAGAUGGGCUUGAGCGGAGCAUCCUUAUCUGAAGAUCUGAUAACUGAGAUGUGCCGGUUUGGGGGUGCAGAGAUUCAUACAGUGGCUGCUUUUAUUGGUGGCAUUGCUUCCCAAGAAGUAAUAAAGCUGGUGACCAAGCAGUCUGUGCCCUUGCGGGGAACAUUUAUAUUCAACGGAAUCGACCUCAAAUCUCAAGUUUUGGAACUAUAAUGUGGCUGUGGAGGCUCCAUUUGAGAUGCCCCAGUUUUUUUGUGCCGUGACCUCGCGCUUCAAUGGAAUCAGUUUGCCCGUGUACUUGGCCAAGAUCAGGUCUGAACUGGAUCAUUGUACCGACGAGGAGCCUAAUUCGCAUGAUAUUUAGAUGAGUGGCAUUCUCGCCAUGUAGGUUCAUAUAAUCUGCUGCUCUGUUUCCACCUUUUGGGACACGGAAAAUGAAUCCGAGAAAAGUGGUCAAUAUUUAAGAAUGCAUCUGAAAUCUAUGUCACUCCCCCAUGUUGAAG
Messenger RNA from Panicum virgatum (switchgrass), 2159 nucleotides. RefSeq names its product NEDD8-activating enzyme E1 regulatory subunit AXR1-like. The record is from RefSeq and is a predicted model, not a curated record. Lineage: Eukaryota; Viridiplantae; Streptophyta; Magnoliopsida; Poales; Poaceae. Bases 280 to 1869 code for a protein of 529 amino acids. The transcript has 14 exons. Gene Ontology annotation, cellular component: cytoplasm. Gene Ontology annotation, biological process: protein neddylation. Gene Ontology annotation, molecular function: NEDD8 activating enzyme activity.